Messenger RNA from Morone saxatilis (striped sea-bass), 3796 nucleotides. RefSeq names its product insulin receptor substrate 2b (gene irs2b). Gene Ontology annotation, biological process: insulin receptor signaling pathway. Gene Ontology annotation, cellular component: cytosol; plasma membrane. The transcript has 2 exons. Gene Ontology annotation, molecular function: insulin receptor binding; phosphatidylinositol 3-kinase binding. The record is from RefSeq and is a predicted model, not a curated record. NCBI's taxonomy places the organism in Eukaryota, Metazoa, Chordata, Actinopteri, Moronidae. Bases 199 to 3555 code for a protein of 1118 amino acids.
CCCCCCCCCCACCACCACCAACUCUCCCCACUCCUCAGUCCGGACACUAGCAGACAUGUGUUAUUUAUUGCUCAGCUUUGGGAGAAGACGAACGCACGCACAACCGGCUCCGGAAAUAAAGGAUUAAAAUAAAGCGCGUCGUUUCUUCAGCAACUCGAGGGAAGGAAAGCAUUGUGUCUGAUAGCGAAGGACACGAGAAUGGCGAGUCCGCCAAACACCGGAGACCAGCCGUUAUCGCCCGGUAAUACGAACGUGAACAACAGUAUCAAGAAAUGCGGAUAUCUGAAGAAGCAGAAACACGGACACAAGCGCUUUUUCGUUUUAAAAGAGCCGAGCGAAGGUUUCCCUGCCCGGCUGGAAUACUACGAGAGCGAGAAGAAAUGGAAAAACAAAUCGGCCCCAAAGAGAGUUAUUCCUCUGGACUGCUGUCUCAAUAUCAACAAGAGAGCGGACGCCAAACACAAAUAUCUUAUUGCUCUUUAUACCAAGGACGAGUAUUUCGCCGUGGCGGCGGAGAACGAGCAGGAGCAGGAGAGCUGGUACCGGCUGCUCACGGAUUUAAUGGCAGAGGGGAAAGUGUACGACGGCUCAGCGUCCAACUCUGCGUCCUCGCUGGUUGGCUUCGACGAGGCGAGCUACGGUGUAAUAACGCCGGUUUCCGCCGCCUACAAGGAGGUAUGGCAAGUCAAUCUGAAAUCCAAAGGCCUGGGGCAGAGCAGAAAUCUGACCGGAGUGUACAGGCUCUGUCUCUCCAGCCGGACUAUCAGCUUUGUCAAACUGAACUCAGAGGUCGCCUCAGUCAUUCUACAGCUGAUGAAUAUCCGGAGGUGCGGCCACUCCGACAGCUUUUUCUUCAUUGAGGUCGGUCGAUCUGCAGCCACGGGGCCGGGGGAGCUGUGGAUGCAGGCUGACGACUCUGUGGUGGCGCAAAAUAUCCACGAGACUAUCUUGGAGGCGAUGAAAGCCAUGAAGGAGCUGUCGGAGUUCCGCCCGCGCAGCAAAAGCCAGUCAUCUGGUACAAACCCCAUCUCUGUGCCCACACGGCGGCACCUGAACAAUCUCCCCCCCAGCCAGACCGGGCUUCCCCGGCGGUCGCGCACUGACAGCAUGGCCGCCACCUCUCCCGUGAGCAAAUUUUCCUCCUGUCGAAUACGCACAGCCAGCGAGGGCGAUGGCACCAUGACACGCCCAAUGUCAGUGACUGGCAGCCCCCUAAGCCCGGGGGUCCACAGGACCCUGCUGAGCAGAUCUCACACCAUUACAACGCGCCCUUGUCGGACAUUUGAAUCUUCUUCCCUCCAGCACAGUAAGUCCAUGUCUAUGCCCCUGACUCGUUCCCCGCCCAUGGCCACCCCUAGCCUGGGGAAUCUCUCCUCCUGCCCAGACAGCAGUGCUCCUCGCCCCUCCAGCUGCAGUGCCUCCUUCUCAGGCUCCCCCAGUGAUGCUGGUUUUAUAUCAUGUGAGGAGUAUGGCUCCAGCCCGGCAGACGCACGGGACCUGAGGCUACCACUCACCCUCCGUAGCAACACACCCGAGUCUCUCAGAGCUGACACCCCCCCCUCCCGGGACGGCAGUGAGCUUUAUGGCUACAUGGUGAUGGAGCGGCAGAAUCAGGAUGGUUACCGUCGUUUACCAGAGCUGGACAAGGCUUAUCGAAAGCGCACGUACUCCCUCACUACUCCCCGCCAGCAGAGGGGUCCCACCCAAGUAUCUUCAGCCUCCCUGGAUGAGUAUACUCUCAUGAGAGCUACUUACACCAGUGGAAGCCAGUCUUCUCGCAGAUGUCACACAGCCUCGCCUAAAGGGACCUAUCCUGAAGAUUACAGGGAUGUUCAGAUCAGCACUGGCAGUCUGAAAGGUGACAGUGGCUAUAUGCCCAUGAUGCCGGGUGUGGUGCCUCAGACACCAGGGUCCAAGGAUGACCCCUACAUGCCCAUGAGCCCCAUGUGUGUUUCUGCUCCAAAGCAGAUCAUCAACCCCCGUUCACACUCAUCUUCAGUGGGGCUGGCCCCAUGCACAGAGUCCCCCGGGAGCGUUUCUCUGGAGGACAGCGGCUAUAUGCGGAUGUGGUGUGGAACCAAGAUGUCAGUGGAGAGCAGUGAUGGAAAACUCACCAAUGGAGAGUACCUAAACAUGUCUCCUGUUGACCCUCUGGUGUCUUUCACACCUCCAGACUACAUCCUCAGUCCCCCAGGAGGAGAUCCCCACCCCCAGCAACAUCACAGACAGCCUUAUUCUUACAGCUCUCUACCACGCUUACUUAAAGGCCAGUUGCAGCGCAAUGGGUCCAUGGACACAGACCAGUAUGUGGUGAUGAGUUUACAGAGACAGCGGAUAGAAGAGGAGUCCAACUACUGUCCUGUCUCUCCAGGAGACUCUGUUACCAGCAGCUCUCCAGGGACACCAAGCACCCCUUCCUCCGCCCCAUCUCCUCUCAGAGUGGCUCGGGCAGAUGGAGGUCUGGUACACCGGAAUAGGGUGUGUCGGCCCACCCGCCUGGCUCUGGAGUCCCUCAGAACACUACCAUGUAUGAGCGAACACCCCCUUCCCUCAGAGCCACGCAGCCCCGGAGAGUACAUCAACAUAGACUUUAGUAGUGCUACCCGCGACCUGCUGGCACCCACAGAGUCAGAGAGCUCCGAGUCCUCUGUGACUUUAAUGAAUGCAGAGAAGGGAUCCCUGCAACUCUCAGACUAUGCCAAUGUUGACGUCAGCUCCCCGGGUCACCUUGGCUCUCCACCUGCAGGGUGCCUAAACCACACACCUGAAGUCUCGGCUUGCCCCACGCUGGUGAACGCCCAGGAGAACACACAGGAAGGCAAGGAGGAAAAAGAGGAAAAAAGCAUAGAGGGACAGGCAGAGGAGAGGGGGAUGGUAGAGGAAUAUCCUCUCCAACAGCAGGUGAGCCUGGUGUCUCAGUCGGCUCUAGUCAAGGAUGACUACACUGAGAUGACUUUCAGUGCUCCUGUACCUGCUCUCUGCACCACUGAUGCUGCUCCCCUCCCCACCAGCCCCACUGCCUGUGUCCAGAGACUCAGCCUUGAGAGCAGCAUUGUGGACGGGGUGACCCCUGUGCCACUGGACUCUUUUCUCCUGGGGGGUCCUUCGUUAUCCGUCACCCUUGUGGAUCCACACAGGGGUGCUAAAGUGAUCCGGGCUGACCCUCAGGGGCGCCGGCGGCACAGUUCUGAGACCUUCUCCUCCACCACCACUGUCACACCUGUGUGCCCAUCCUUUGCCCAUGACACCAAACGGCACAGCUCUGCCUCUGUGGAGAAUGUAUCCCGCACUGUAUGCAGCUCUGAGGGACCUGACGAGGACUACGGCAGCAACAGCCCCAUGUGCAGGGAGAUGUCUGCUGGUUAUCAGAAUGGACUUAACUACAUUGCCUUAAACUUGAUGGAGGGAAACCUCGGAGGAUGCAGGUUAGGGGACUGCGAUGGACUUCUGAGGUUCAAAGCAGCAUGUGGCUGCAAGGGAGGCAUGAAUGGUUUCAACACUAGCCCCUACGCCAGCAUGGGAUUUAAGGAGACUGCUGCUGCUGUGAAAGAGUGAAGGCUGAUGGGUCCCCCACCCCCCGCUCUCCUCUCCCUGCUUUUCCUAUGAACGCAGGAUUUUGCUGCAGCCAAGUGACAAGGUCGCUACGGCGACAGCUGGACCAUGCGCUGCAGUCGAUGUCCUUUGACCUCUUUGCCGCCUUCUCGGGUCACAGGGACGGCCAUCACCAUGGCAACACGGACACUUGACCCUUGCCCCAAAUCUUCCCUCCGCUUUUCUCGGCACCAAAACAUUCAGG